Molecule: messenger RNA, 2283 nt
Organism: Cryptomeria japonica (Japanese cedar)
Lineage: Eukaryota; Viridiplantae; Streptophyta; Pinopsida; Cupressales; Cupressaceae
Product: cysteine-rich receptor-like protein kinase 10
Exons: 8
Coding region: 42-2075 (677 amino acids)
Biological process (GO): protein phosphorylation
Molecular function (GO): ATP binding; protein kinase activity
Source: RefSeq, a predicted model, not a curated record
UAAGGUUCCCAACUCAUUAUUCCCAAUUUGGGGAGGGGACAAUGUUUCUUAUUUUGCUCUUACUCAUGAUUUUCCCUUCAGCCAAAUGCGAAUACCGAUAUUCUACUUGCAAUAAUGCUUCAAAUUACACAGAGGGGAGUACAUACUCCACAAACUUGAACCUGGUAAUCAAUGAUCUGUCUCUUAAUGCACCUCAAAAUUCAGGGUUUAACACAUCUUCCCAUGGCCAAUCUCCUAAUAAAGUCUAUGGCCUGCUCCAGUGUGUGGGUGAUGUAUCAGCAGCGAAAUGCUCAGAGUGUUCAAGUGAAGCAAGUAACAUGCUUCGAGACCUUUGCGACAAAGCCAUAGGUGGGGAAGUAUGGAUGUAUGAUUGCUUCUUGCACUAUCAUAACUCCAAUUUCUUUCAAAAAAUGGAUACCAUCUUCUAUGUUCUCAGGAACGAUCGGGAUGUCAAAGGCAAUGUGAAGGGUUUUGUGUCCACAACCUCUACUCUUCUCUCCAAUUUGUCUGCUCAAGCUCUUGACCCUGCAAAUAAUGGGUACGCUGUGGGAUCUGCCAAAUACUCAAAUUCGCAUGAGGUGUAUGGUCUAGUUCUGUGCUUGAAAGUCUUAUCAAUGGAGGAUUGUAAAUCAUGUUUGUCUAGAGCAUGGCAAAGCAUGGAACAGUGCUGUUCUUCAAAACAAGGACUUCAGGCCAUGUCAGGAAGCUGCACAGCCAGAUACGAGAUAUAUCAAUUUUUUGAUUCAUCACCAUCAACACCAAGUCCUCCGCCGGUAGCCCAUGGUAGUACUAAGGCAACUUCCGAGGCAAAAUCAAACAAGUCAUCACGAAGAUUGCCGAUGAUAUUAGGGAUUACUAUAGGCUUGAUGCUAAUCUGCGUUGCCUGUUUCCUUACAAUGCUCAGAAAAGUUAAAUCUACAGUGCCCAGGAAUCCAGCAACGCUUGAGAAGAAAAAUGAAGAAAGGAGGCUAUUUACAAAAGAGCAAAUUGCUUUCAGCUUAGAAAUUUUGAUCGAAGCAACAGAAGAUUUUAGUGAUAACAACAAGCUUGGAGAAGGAGGCUUUGGCCCAGUUUAUAAGGGAAUGACCACAGACGGCAAGGAGAUAGCAGUGAAAAAGCUGUCUGCAAGAUCUGCACAGGGAAGAAAAGAAUUUAUGAAUGAAGUGGAACUGGUGGCAAAUAUUCAACACAGAAAUCUUGUGAAUUUGCUUGGAUGCUGUAGUGAGGAAACCGAAAGGAUGCUUGUCUAUGAGUACAUGCCCAACAAAAGCCUUGACACCUUCCUCUUCGACCCAUUUAAGCGCAGAACGCUCGAUUGGCAAAAGCGGUUCAAUAUCAUUAUUGGAAUCACUCGCGGCCUUCUCUACCUUCACGAGGAUUCGCAGCUCCGAAUAAUUCACAGAGACAUCAAAUCCGGCAACAUUUUGCUUGAUGACAAUCUGAAUCCUAAGAUAGCAGACUUUGGCUUAGCCAGACUUUUUUCUGACAAUGAAACCGAAAUCCAAUCAAGAGUUGCAGGAACCUAUGGCUACAUGGCUCCAGAAUAUGCAAUGGGUGGGCAGUUGUCUGUGAAAGCCGACGUUUAUAGUUUCGGAGUUUUACUGCUAGAGAUUGUAAGCGGAAGAAAAAACACAGACAUAGAUAUUUCAAAAGAAAAUCAGAGCCUGGGACUACUAGAAUGGGCAUGGAGACUAUUCAAAGGAGGGCAUGCUCUCAAAAUUGUGGAUACUAUGUUGGUGGGAAAUUCCCCAGAAGAGCAAGUGAUAAGAUGCAUUCACAUUGGACUUCUGUGUACACAGGCUAAUCCCGACAGCCGUCCAAUGAUAUCUAGUGUUUUUACAAUGAUAUCCAGCAAUUCUGUACCGUUACCAAAUCCAACUAGGCCUGCGUUUGUAAGCAUGACCAGUCAGAGCCCAAGUACUUUCAGGGCUUUACAGUCCUGCAAUAUAAAUUUUAUUAUUUUGAAACAGCUAAAACUGACGGCUCAAAUGCUAAGCCGGACUUUUUUGUGGAGAAAUAAUCAAUUAGGUGUUAUGUACAACAGGAGGAAGAUGGGCUUGAUGACUAGGGAUUAAAUGUAAUUGCUUAAGGAAUACACCCAGCUUGGCAAACGAUAAGCCCAAUACUCUGACCUUUGUGUACUCGAAAAAUGGGUAUAUGUGAUCGAGAUCUUUUUCAGAUGAGCUAAUUCACAAAGAUGAUGUUUUUAUUAUGAACACUGAACAUCAAGUAAAUAUAAAAGAAUGGGCUCCAACAACAUGAGAUCUCAUUCCCUUUUAAACA